CUGGCAGUGGAGUUCAGAUCCGGCGACGUGCUCGAAAAGGGACAUUUGGAAUAAAGGGGAUAGCAGAAUAAUGCCAAACUUCUUUGAGUUAUUUUAGUGAACUGAGCACUGCAUUUCCCCACAUAGUACGUGCUGUAACGUCUUAACCUAUAAGAUGCCUUUUCCACCUAUAAAUCUCCAUUCACGGAUAUCGUCGCCGGGAAAAGAACUCUUCAGGAAAAAGAAAACCAGCACCGAUAUUGUGCCUCCUCAGUCUUUUCUCGGUCAUAAAUCAAGGGACGAAAAGGAAAUCGAGAGAGAAAAACUGUCUACAUCAUGGCCUUCCACCGGUUUGAAACAGAUGGGUCGAAAACCGCAGCAACAAGCGACUAAAGUCCCUACAGAAAGUUCAGUUCCAAACCUUGAGACGGACAGCAAGAAUUCGUGGCUUAAUUUAAGCAAACCCUUAGCCAGCUCGUGCGAUAGUGUCCCGCGCUCGAGCUCUGGAGAGUCCGCGGCGCAUCGCAGAUACUCUUCUCGGAAUUCUCUCGGUAAAGAAGAGGUGGAACAGGAGGUUCAGUUCUCGCUUAGUCUUACACCCGAAGCCAUUCUAGUCAUUCAGAAACGUAACCUUGAAAAACAGAUGAUGGCUAAACAGCAGAAAUGUUGCGCGUCUGCGGACCUUAGACAUCGCCGGGUUUUUCCCGCAAAGAGAGCGCAGAAUAGUUCAAAGAACGCGACACCUGUUGCGAAACUGGACAAUGCAAACGACAUCAGUACGAUUGUAAAGAUCUCCCUUCUCAAUGACCAGUACAAAUACGACGACGUCGAGUAUGAGGAGGAAGAUGGGGAUGUGGAUGAGACCGUGAUGAGGAAAUGUAAAGAAUGGCUCAAAGGUGUGGAGAGCGCCGCAGCUUUUGGUAAAGUUGACAAACUCUCAUCUCUCCCGCAUCUGAAAAGCUGCUGACUUUGCGCUGUUUGACUCAAACACAACAAGAAGACACACUGUGAAAACCUCGGACAAACAAGCAAAAUCACCUGUGAGGAAAUGUUCCUCGGGCCACACACACUGUCACCUUAACGGAGUAGAAUGUGAUCUGCACCGGUGUAGUCUACUGAUACGGCACUGCGUUGUUCGUCUUAGUGACUUCUCACUGUCAUUUGCAACGAUGCCGCAUGGUUCUUUUUAGUCUUUUGCACUUGGCUUUGGUUUGCACUCAGGAACGUUUAAUUCUGUGCGUUUAAAGUAUUUGCGCACGCAAUGGAGAAACGAUUGGUAGAGGAAGGGAAUGUCAACCAAUGGAUUACGAAGUAUACAGUGACAUCCUAUUGCCGCGAUGUUUUCUUUGUGCGAGAAGACAAUAGCUGUCAAAGACAAUGUCUGCCUCCGUGAGAAUGAGCUUCAUGACCAAGGACUUGCAAGUUUGUACGAAAUAUGCUCGAAGGAAAUGCGUUAAAAGAAAAAACAGCUUUGUACAGUAUUUAUUUUAAAAUGCUAAGUUGUAUAUGUCUUGUGUUCGAUAUAUUGUCAUUUUUAAAGGGUUUUGAAAAAUAAAAUGUUAAAUUAUUUAA
Electrophorus electricus (electric eel) is the source of this 1551-nucleotide messenger RNA. RefSeq names its product proline rich 18 (gene prr18). The record is from RefSeq and is a predicted model, not a curated record. Lineage: Eukaryota; Metazoa; Chordata; Actinopteri; Gymnotiformes; Gymnotidae.